Molecule: messenger RNA, 3176 nt
Organism: Clarias gariepinus (North African catfish)
Lineage: Eukaryota; Metazoa; Chordata; Actinopteri; Siluriformes; Clariidae
Gene: pdp1
Product: pyruvate dehydrogenase phosphatase catalytic subunit 1
Exons: 2
Coding region: 153-1709 (518 amino acids)
Biological process (GO): protein dephosphorylation
Molecular function (GO): protein serine/threonine phosphatase activity; cation binding
Source: RefSeq, a predicted model, not a curated record
UGAAGUAUCCAGUACUGAGAAGAAAUUCGCUGUUGCGGGCUCGAGGUGAGUUAGUAUUUUAGUUUUGUGAUGCUUUUCUGCUGCAGAGCGACAAAAUCCUGCGAGGCAAAGACCGUAGGUCCAUUGACAAACGUCUGUACCGCUGCAUUCUCAUGGCGGCAACCUCCCAGCUGUUUCGGGUAAUCCAUAUCACAGGGUUUGGUCGUACUAAAGUGCCAUCCGUUUUUUGCUUAGGGGUCAAUCAUCCAUGCAAGAGUCUCUACCGACAAAAUGCAACUUCAGAUCCAAGUCAGCCCCUGUUGCGGAGUUACAGGACAUCAGCUGCACAGCUCACAUACUACCUCACACCACCUCAAGUGAACAGCAUCUUAAAGGCCAAUGAGUACAGCUUCAAAGUGCCUGAGUUUGAUGGCAAAAACCUCAGCUCAGUCAUGGGAUUCGAUAGUAAUCAACUCCCAGCCAAUGCACCCAUUGAGGACCGGCGCAGUGCAGCAACAUGCUUGCAGACACGUGGUAUGCUCUUCGGCGUUUUCGAUGGGCAUGCAGGCUGUGCCUGUGCACAGGCGUUAAGUGAGAGGCUCUUCUACUACAUUGCUGUGGCCAUGCUGCAGCAGGAGACUCUUGCCGAGCUGGAGAACGCUUUGGAGAGCGGGAGGGCCCUUCAGCCUAUCUUGCAGUGGCACAAGCACCCAAAUGACUACUUCAGCCGAGAGGCGUCAAGUCUUUAUUUUAACAGCUUGCGCACCUAUUGGCAAGAGUUGCUGGACCUAAGCAUACCUGGUGAACACCCUGAGGUCUCUGAGGUUUUGGCGAGCGCCUUCAAACGCCUGGACAAUGACAUCUCUUUGGAGGCACAGGUGGGGGAUGCCAAUGCCUUCCUGCACUAUUGGGUGUUACGCGUAGCCUUCUCAGGUGCUACAGCAUGUGUGGCUCACGUAGAUGGUGCUGAUUUACACGUGGCAAACGCGGGUGAUGGCCGUGCUGUUCUGGGAGUGCAGGAGCCCGAUGGUUCAUUCUCGGCACUAACCCUUUCCAAUGACCACAACGCACAGAAUGAGGCAGAGGUUCAACGCGUCCGUGCUGAGCACCCACACACUGAGGCCAAGACGGUGGUGAGGCAGGACAGACUACUAGGUCUCCUCAUGCCGUUUCGUGCAUUCGGUGAUGUCAAGUUCAAGUGGAGCGUGGAACUGCAGCGGCGCGUGCUUGAGUCCGGCCCAGACCAGCUUCACGAGAACGAGCAUGCCAAGUUUGUGCCGCCCAACUACCACACGCCACCUUAUCUGACAGCGGAGCCUGAGGUGACAUAUCAUCGGCUUCGGCCACAAGACCGUUUCCUGGUACUCGGUUCGGAUGGAUUGUGGGAGACGCUGCACCGGCAAGAGGUUGUGCGUAUUGUGGGUGAGCACUUGACUGGAGUGCGCCAGCAGCAACCCAUCAGCGUGGGUGGUUACAGGGUCACGCUGGGCCAAAUGCAGGGGCUUCUGCAGGAAAGAAAAGCGCGCGUCUCCUCUACUUUUCAAGACCAGAACGCAGCAACACACCUGAUUCGCCAUGCUGUAGGCAGUAAUGAAUUCGGCAUGGUGGAUCACGAGAGGCUAUCCAAGAUGCUCAGCUUGCCGGAGGAGCUAGCACGCAUGUACAGAGAUGAUAUCACCAUCAUUAUAGUGCAGUUUAACCCACACGUCAUAGGAGCUCAGCAGAACUGAAUGUACUAUAUUCCUUACUUCUGUUACGCUCCUUUUGUAAACAAAUAUGCAUAUUUAAUGAGCCAUAUGGUAGUGGUGGGGAUGGAGUUUGUGUGCGGGUGUCAGGGUGGGUGUAGGGGUAACACAUCAUGCUGUAGUAUUAUAUUUAUGUAUCCUAAUCACAUUUCCUUCUGCAGUUGUCUGAGAUAAGUAGUACAGUAAGAAUGUGAAGUGAAAAAUUUUAAGUGAAGUUGACUUGGUUUUUAUCAUUCAUGCUGCUUCCUGAUGACAUUAAAGCCAAAAACAAAGGAGAAUAUUACCAUUUUCAUAUUACCUAAUAUUGCAAAUGGAGCUCUGAAAUAAUUGUUAGUAUCAGAUAAUUAUUGUAGUUAUUAUAAGUUCCUUAAACACUGAUGCAAAUUAUCAGCUAAAUUUAGGGGUAGUUCAGUGGUUAAAGUAUUGGACUACGGUUCGCAUGGUCCCAUGUUCAAAUCCCACAACCACCAAGUUGUCCCUGUUGGGCCUUUGAGCAAGGCCCUUAACCCUCAACUGCUCAGAUGUGUAAUGAGAUAAGUAAGUCGUUCUGGAUAAGAGCGUCUGCCAAAUGCCUAAAUUCCCUGUAAGGGAAAGAUUGUUCAUUCAUUUUUUUAAACCUACAUAAAACUUUGUAUUAGACAUUAUAUGAGCCUUAAAAAAAAUUCAGUGCAUCUUCGCAUUGAGUGGGGUAAUGGUUAAUGCAGAUUACGCAGUAUAACCCGUUUAUUACUAGUAAAAUCAUGAUUGUCACCAUGAUCUUAAUCAAGAGCUGUCUUUGAGAUAGAUGGUGCAGUUCUUUUGUGUUAAGUAUUUUGGCAUCUGUUUUUAGUAGUGUAAUAAUAAUGAGAAGAAAAAUUAUAAUAAUAAUAAGUAGUUUUAUCAAAUGAAUGGCCAAAAUAAAGUAUUUUAUUUAUCAAUAUUUGGUAAUAGCAGAAUCAAAGUAUACAUGCAUGGUCCUUGUUGUAGUACUAUGAGAAUUCAGGCAUUCAUGGUCUGUAUCAUUGAGGGAUUUUGAUUACAGUUAGUUACUGAUAUUCACUAGGAAUCAACAGUAUUUUUGUGUAUGAAUGCAUAACUCUAGACUCUUGAUCUUUAUGGACAAACAUAACAUUCAUUCAACGAAAUGCAUUGUUUUGUGGACUGGACAUUUGUUCAUCGUCUCUACAGAAUGAAUGUCAUAUCGGAGGGUAAAUGCACAGCAGGCCAGCUGUUAUUUCUCUUGUGCUUGUAAUGUGCAAUGUGACUGCAGACAGCAAAUGCCCUUCAGUCCAGUAAGUGUUACAGUUUUGCUUGUUUGUAGUAGGUCAAAAUAAAUUUAGCUUUGAUUUCCAACUGAUAGCAUUAGCUUCACUGUGCCGCAGUUAACUGAAAUAGAAAUUUUAACAGCUUUUGACAGACGCACCUAAAUGUAAACGACAUUUAAAUUAUAAACUGCCUUGUGUAAUUUUUUAA